GCAAUCAGACUCCUAACUCAAUCCAACCCCUAAUCUGUCCACCCAAAUAACAGAACUAUGCCCGUUCAACGUCCUCCAAAAUAUCGCAAGGAAUGACCAAUCUACACAGCCAAACGCCUGAAACGAAUCCAAUCCGAAUCUCUAACUAGACCGCCACCAGAGUCAAAGCAUGUCCAUCCACGACAGUCUGCCAGACAACCGCAUGGAAUGAUCAAUAAUGGAUAAUAACCUAACAACCAUCCUCCCAAACGUAUCCAACCUCGCCCUCACCCUCGUCCUUCGCAACCACUUUCAAAACUUCACCACCCUGUACGCGAACAACACGAACAACGAAAUAACCCUCGACUCGGUCCCUCACAGAGACUCGUUGCACAUCGUGAUCCCGGUGACCAUCAUCUACGUGUCCAUCUUCGUUACUGGGAUAAUCGGGAACAUAAGCACGUGCAUAGUGAUCGCGCGCAACAAGUCAAUGCACACGGCGACCAACUAUUAUCUGUUCAGCCUGGCCGUGUCAGACCUGUUGCUGCUCGCCUCCGGCCUCCCGGCGGAGAUCUACAUGGUGUGGUGCAAGUAUCCCUACAUCUUCGGCGAGGGUUUCUGCGUUCUUCGAGGGUUGGCCGCCGAAACAUCUACGAACGCCUCUGUCCUCACCAUCACGGCGUUCACUGUCGAGAGAUACCUGGCCAUCUGUCACCCGUUUCUGUCGCAAACCAUGUCCAAGCUGACCAGGGCGGUGAAACUGAUCCUGGUCGUGUGGCUGGUUGCCCUGUCGUUCGCCUUGCCCCAGGCCUUGCAGUUUGGCCUGGUGCAGCACAAGGCGCAUCCGGAAGUGGUGAUGUGCACAGUGAAGAGGAUCCUGCUGCAGCACUCGUUCGAGUUGUCCACCUUCCUGUUCUUCGUCGUACCGAUGAGCCUCAUCACCGUGCUCUACGCCCUGAUCGGAUUGAAGUUGAGAAAAUCGAACAUGAUGAAGAGGAGCAGAGGGAGAGAUACGGGCGGCAGUUGCAGGCAUCAGACUGGAAGGUCGUCGAGGAGAGUGCUGAAGAUGCUCGUUGCAGUGGUGAUAGCAUUUUUUAUUUGUUGGGCACCAUUUCAUGUUCAGCGCCUGAUCGCCAUUUACGGGACAAACUCCGAGGAUCACAUAUCCUCGAACAGCGAAUGGAUCGAGUUCCUCUAUCUUCUCAUGACCUACAUAUCUGGUGUAUUCUAUUAUGUCUCUACGACGAUUAACCCUAUUCUGUACAAUAUCAUGUCGAAUAAAUUUCGUGUUGCGUUUAUGGAAACACUAUCGAGAAGUUGCAGAAUACCCGGAUUACCGAUACGACAUGAACAACGUUCAUAUUCAAGCCUGUCUCGAUCGCAGCAAAGAGCGAUUGGUGGGUCGAGAAACAUAGGAACGGCUGGAACUGGAAUUGUUCAUGAAAGUACUGAUUGUUCUGGAAAUUUUGGCCAAGAAGACAAUCCAAAACAAUUUACGUCGUUAGUUGAUCAAUUAAAAAUAGACACGAUCCGAAACAAUAUCAAUAAGAGGGAUGAGAACAUUGGCAGAUUAAACAUACUUUCGAAUGAGAUAAGACAUAAGAAUGAUGUAUGUUUGAAAAAUUCGAGACCAAGUAAAUAUACCACUGUGAACGUGGAUGAAUCCGGAAAGAAAUGGUGGCGUUUGCUAAAGUGGUUUCCUGGUUUGAAAUCUUUGAAAUUCUCAAGGAGAAAUACGUAUACUAUUCCGGAAAAUCAUAUCUUGAAGAGGCCAGAGGAGAUCUCGAUGACUUUGUGGAAUGAAACUAAUGAACAGCGGCCUGUUUAAUGUAAUAGAGUUUUCAAAAGACGAAGAAUUAAGAUGAAAUUGAGGUUAUAAGGAAUGAUAGUAAGUUGAAAGUGGAAUAAUUUGACUCUUUUUUAUCAUUAAUUUUAAAUUACAAUCGAUAAUUAUAAGAUUGAGUUUUGAAUGAAUGAUUGAAGUAUGAUAAAUGAGAUUAAUUAAUUAAUUGAAUUUUAUGCAAUAUAGGAAAUAUUCUCGUUU
Messenger RNA from Apis florea (little honeybee), 2023 nucleotides. RefSeq names its product pyrokinin-1 receptor. The record is from RefSeq and is a predicted model, not a curated record. Gene Ontology annotation, biological process: neuropeptide signaling pathway. Gene Ontology annotation, cellular component: plasma membrane. Gene Ontology annotation, molecular function: neuromedin U receptor activity. NCBI's taxonomy places the organism in Eukaryota, Metazoa, Arthropoda, Insecta, Hymenoptera, Apidae.